This is a messenger RNA of Toxotes jaculatrix (banded archerfish), 873 nucleotides long. It is a transcript of the gene tsen15, whose product is annotated as TSEN15 tRNA splicing endonuclease subunit. Lineage: Eukaryota; Metazoa; Chordata; Actinopteri; Toxotidae. The record is from RefSeq and is a predicted model, not a curated record. Gene Ontology annotation, biological process: tRNA splicing, via endonucleolytic cleavage and ligation. Gene Ontology annotation, molecular function: nucleic acid binding. The transcript is spliced from 4 exons. The coding region runs from base 110 to 574 and encodes 154 amino acids.
ACCUGUAAACACUGCCUACACAUGCAGCGCCAGAAGCAGCAGUAUGUUCUGACAGCAGACUGUGGUUAAGGAGCCGGUAUUUUGCUUAUAGACAGGCUAAGCAGUUGAAAUGUCUCAGGCCUCAGACAGAGCUGAUGUGUCAGAGAAACCUCGACCUCCGAACUGGAUCCUGCACCAUCCAGCGUAUCUGCAGAUGAAGAGCCUGGAGGCUGGGGAUAGCGCCCAGUUGCAUGCAGCUUUCCUCGUGUAUAUGGAUCUUGCUGAGGUGCGUCAGUGGAAAGAGGUGUCUUGUGUCAAGAGUCCUGAACUGCAGGUGAUUUUGUUGGAAGGGAGGGAGAAGGAAGGGGCUCCCAUCCAGACUGUUCUUCCUCUGCCUGUUCACCGGCCGCUGUGCCACAAAAGCAUACGGCACGUGCUGGACAGAGGCUUUCCUAUGCUGCUGUGUGCGGUGGCGUCUGACUCCACCCUGGUCUACCAAAGGAUGACUGAUGGGUUGGUGACACCCGACCCACCUGCAGGCCCCUUCCAGGAUGUGGGGCGCCGGCAGCACCGAAAGAGACGACAGCAGCACUGACCACCUGGAGGGAGAAGAUGAUGAUGAUCUGUCUGAUAAACACAAGGACAAACUGACAGUAUGGAAGCAGGUGCAGCUGGACCUUUCCACGGUACCACUCCAGGUGGUGUAUGUGGCCUGUGAUUCCCUGUCAGUAAGAAAUCGCUGGCUUCAUCCAACCAGAGAAGCCAUCAGUGAUUUUCUAAAGAAUGUCUACUUGUGACCCAUCAUCACCAGUUGCGUGUCUGUGGGUUGUAAACCAGCCGACCAAAGAGUGAGCACAUGAGUAGUUUUUACAACUACCCAAUUAUUCACCAGAA